GAACCGAGUCCUCUCUCGUCUCCCUUGGGACCACUUUCCGAAUCGCCCGAGUCGGAGUCGGGCUUUCAAAAGCUUUCCUUGCGGACCGACCAACCCGUGAGAGGAUCGGUGGAUAGUUAUUCCUCAGGAUAUGACCCUCUUUCAAGAGUGAUCAUGGAAUCGGUCCAUCCGGGCUGGAUCGUAUACGCCAGCAACCGUCGCGUGUUUUGA
Messenger RNA from Penicillium canariense, 210 nucleotides. RefSeq lists its product as uncharacterized. The record is from RefSeq and is a predicted model, not a curated record. The transcript is spliced from 2 exons. The annotation marks the transcript as partial. NCBI's taxonomy places the organism in Eukaryota, Fungi, Ascomycota, Eurotiomycetes, Eurotiales, Aspergillaceae.